This is a messenger RNA of Ostrinia nubilalis (European corn borer), 2980 nucleotides long. RefSeq lists its product as uncharacterized. The coding region runs from base 172 to 2262 and encodes 696 amino acids. Gene Ontology annotation, molecular function: RNA binding; ATP binding; RNA helicase activity. Gene Ontology annotation, cellular component: ribonucleoprotein complex; nucleus; cytoplasm. Lineage: Eukaryota; Metazoa; Arthropoda; Insecta; Lepidoptera; Crambidae. The record is from RefSeq and is a predicted model, not a curated record. The transcript is spliced from 10 exons.
UCAAAGUGCUAAAAUGGCGUCUGCUGGCUUCUUCUUCUGAUUGGAAUUUUAGAUUGAUUUUCCAGCGACGCAUUUUAGUUAGAAAACAAUUGUUACUUAAGUAUUUAGUAGGUUCAAAGUUAUAAAUAAAUUAUUUACUUAGUGUAAAGUGAAUUUGUGAGCCUUAGAAACAUGUACGAUGAUAGGCGCGGCGGUGGUCGUGGUGGUGGACGGGGCGGAGGCCGUGGUGGUCGUGGAGGCGGCAGGGGCGGCGGCGGGUCCCGCGGCGGACGCUCCAGCGACCGUUCAUUAGACAGAGGUCGAAGCGGCGGCGGCGGCCGAGGCCGAGGAGGCCGGGACGGUCGCGACGGCCGAGAUAGUGGCAGAGGGUUCGGUGGAGGAGGCCGCGGCGGCCGCGACGACUUCCGUGGUGGCUUCAAGAACGACCAACCCGGGAAUAACUUGCGCAAAAUCAGAUGGGACUCGAUCCAGCUCACGCCUUUCCAAAAGAACUUCUAUGUCCCCCAUCCGAACGUCGAAAGGCGGUCCCCGGCUGAGGUGGAAGCCUACCGCAGCCAACAUCAGAUCACGGUGCGAGGCCGCGACGUGCCCGCGCCGAGUAUGUACUUCGAAGAGGGCGGUUUCCCCGAUUAUGCUAUGAAAGAGAUCUUGAAGCAGGGUUUCCCGAACCCCACUCCUAUUCAAGCGCAAGGGUGGCCCAUAGCUCUCUCUGGGCGCGAUAUGGUGGGAAUUGCUCAAACUGGUUCAGGGAAAACCCUGGCUUAUAUUCUGCCAGCCAUAGUUCAUAUAAUCAAUCAACCGAGGCUCUUGAGGGAUGAAGGGCCCAUUGUCCUUGUGUUAGCCCCGACUAGGGAGUUGGCACAGCAAAUUCAGCAGGUCGCUACAGAUUUCGGUCAAAACGUGCAAGUUCGUAACACUUGCAUCUUCGGUGGGGCUCCCAAGGGACCGCAAGGCAGGUGUCUGGAGCGAGGCGUUGAAAUUGUAAUUGCUACUCCUGGAAGACUGAUUGAUUUCUUGGAAAAAGAUACUACAAAUCUAAAGAGGUGUACAUACUUGGUUCUGGAUGAAGCUGAUAGGAUGUUGGAUAUGGGUUUCGAGCCACAGAUUCGUAAAAUCAUUGAACAAAUUCGUCCAGACAGACAAGUUCUCAUGUGGUCAGCCACCUGGCCAAAAGAGGUCCAGAACUUGGCUGAAGAGUUCCUCCAUGACUACAUCCAGAUCAACAUUGGAUCUCUAUCCUUGUCUGCCAACCACAAUAUCCUCCAGAUAGUGGAUGUCUGUGAGGAGUGGGAGAAAAAUGAGAAGCUUAUCACACUGUUAACAGAAAUAUCUUCAGAGGAAGAAACCAAAACAAUCAUAUUUGCGGAGACUAAGAGAAAGGUGGACGAAAUAACAAAAUCUAUAAACCGAGCGGGUUGGCGCGCUCUGGCCAUCCACGGCGACAAAAAUCAGCUGGAUCGCGACUACGUAUUGAAUCAGUUCAGACAGACGUCUGCUGGAGGCAUUCUGGUCGCUACUGAUGUCGCUGCCAGAGGCUUAGAUGUGGAAGAUGUGAAAUUUGUGAUAAACUAUGACUAUCCAAAUAAUUCUGAGGACUAUGUGCACCGUAUUGGGCGCACUGGUCGGUCUCAAAACACGGGCACUGCCUACACAUUGUUCACUCCUAACAAUUCUGCCAAGGCCAGGGAUUUGAUGUCAGUGCUGCAAGAGGCAAACCAAGUGGUUAAUCCUAAAUUACUAGAAUUAGCUCAAUGCGGAAUGGGAUUCAAGGGAAAAUACGGUCGUGGGCGAUUCCGCGACCGCGACGAUGGUGACUCGCGCGGUGGACGCGGCCGCGGUGGCCCGAGGGGUCGCGGCGGUAGCAGAUUUGGCGACAGGGGAGGUUCCCGCUGGGACAACAACUCAGACGGUUACAACAGCAACUCAGGCGGCUUCGGCGGCCGCGGCGACGGCUUCAGCCGAUCCUCCUCCUUCAACAAAGACAGCUCGUUCUCCCGCGACGGCGGCUCCGGCGGCUUCCGCGGCCGCGGCAGGGGCGGGCCUCGCGGACGCGGAGCCCCGUCCUCCUUCACACCCUCAAACUACCAGAAUCAAGGCUACAACCAGAACCAAGGCUUCAAACCCAACUACCCCCAGAACCAAGGCUUCAACAACCAGUUCCAAAACCAAUCGCAGUCCGGGUACAACGCGCCCCCUCCAACUAGUUAUUACAACAUGUAUGCCCAACCUCCCCCGCCGCCCGCGAAGUUUGGGGCCAAAUAGAAGCAGGUUAAAUAGCUAAAUUACAUAUCGGUUAAGACAGAAUUUGUCCUAAGUUAGAUUUUAAAGAACGGUCUGAAUUUUCCAUAUUUGUGAUUGAUAUCAUCGCGAACCCGAAGUUUUUAACGUCUGAGCUUGCCUAACAUAACACUGAGCUUUGCAACUAUCAUCUACAGUUUUUUAUGGGCACGCCAAAUGCAUAGGUCAUUUUCAAAUUUUAUCUAUAGUAUAAUAAUUAUUAUAAAGUGUUUAUUAUAGCAUCAUUCGUUGAUAGAAAAAGGUUUUUAUUAUUAUUUUAUUUAUGAACGUCACAGCCAUGUUUCAUAUUUACAUUUGCUGCAUCUGUUCUGCAUUAACUUUAUCCCAUCUGGAUAAUAUCUUACAACUUUUUGCAUUGCAAAUUGAGCAUUAAUUACUUGGUUAGAGCUUUGUUUGUAUUGUACAACUUUCUUUUGCAAGAGGAGGGAUCGGAGAGUAACUCAGUUCCUAAAUUCCUUAAGCCGUGACGUCAUAAAUAGCAAAAUUGCCCGAAAGAAAGCAUAAUUAUGUUUAUGAGGUGAUUGAUUUAAUUAUACAUUGCACAUUUAUUGAGAGUGGUAAGGAACACCAUGACAAACUGUCCAAUCUAUUUAAAAUUAAUAGUGUAGAGAAUUUAUUAAUAUAAAUCAAAGUAAUUGUAAUAAAGAUUACUAAAAAAAUAUAUUAAAAUGUAGUUAGUGUA